This is a messenger RNA of Papaver somniferum (opium poppy), 658 nucleotides long. RefSeq lists its product as uncharacterized. Lineage: Eukaryota; Viridiplantae; Streptophyta; Magnoliopsida; Ranunculales; Papaveraceae. The record is from RefSeq and is a predicted model, not a curated record. The coding region runs from base 189 to 422 and encodes 77 amino acids. The transcript has 2 exons.
GAGCCAAACUUAUUUCCUUCCACUUUCCCAAGUUUCCUAUCGUUGUCGCUGUGGUUGAACUUUUACCCAUAAAACUAGACUAGAAACAUCCUUCUCUCUGUCACUAGCAAGUCAUAUUAAAACCAAAAUUAGACUCGUAAGAAGUAGAAAUUAAUCCGAAAUCACAAAAACCAGAAAGAAAUUUCAAGAUGUGCUGUUGUGAUGGGGAUUGCAGGCCUCUCGGGUUUCUACUAGGUCUUCCCUUUGCAUUUCUAGCCCUUCUCAUCUCUAUCGUUGGAAUCAUUGUCUGGAUUGUUGGAUUGACUUUAAGUUGCAUAUGCCCAUGUUGUUUGUGUGUGACGAUCAUAGUUGAGUUGGCUUUGGAAUUGAUCAAAGCUCCUAUUCAUGUUAUGGAGUGGUUUACUUCUCAGAUCCCUUGUUGAUAAAAGUCCCCAAAUUUCAUACCUUUUUCUUAGUAGUUCAGUAGAGUGAUUAAAUUGGGUAAUUGGGAUUUGGGACCUUUCCUGUAAGAAUUCUGGGAUGAUCUGUGUUCUUUUUCUAUUCUUAUUUAUGAAUGUUUUCAGUAUUUUCUGCUUUUUCUUUGUAUGUGAAUAAUUUUACACCCUAGUUUCAUGGGGAUUAGUGAUUUAUCAAUCAUAUUUGGGUGCAGUUUCCUUGA